Messenger RNA from Acipenser ruthenus (sterlet), 3632 nucleotides. Its product is annotated as atrial natriuretic peptide receptor 3-like. The transcript has 8 exons. Gene Ontology annotation, cellular component: membrane. Gene Ontology annotation, molecular function: peptide hormone binding; natriuretic peptide receptor activity. The coding region runs from base 304 to 1842 and encodes 512 amino acids. The record is from RefSeq and is a predicted model, not a curated record. Gene Ontology annotation, biological process: vasodilation; regulation of blood pressure. NCBI's taxonomy places the organism in Eukaryota, Metazoa, Chordata, Actinopteri, Acipenseriformes, Acipenseridae.
CCCGGAGCCACCCCGUGUGGUAACGGGUUGAGCUGUUACCUUAUUUAAACAAGAGCAAUUACUAGGGAAACACAAGAAUUAGUAAGGAAAACAGAAGGGAUUUUUAGAUCAGGUUUGCAAGGUUUCUGAAGACAGUCCCAAAACUGGAUCCCUGCAUAGCUCACACAGCCAACUGUGCACGCUACCUCAAUAAACCUAAACAAACUUCUCACAAGUUUUAAAAAGACGACUUUGCUCACUGUUCUUAAUUUUUUACGCAGAAUAAAAAAAGGAAGGAAAAAAAAUACAUUCAAAGGUGCAAACAUGCCAUGCCUGGCGUUUUUGAGCUGCACGUGCGUGUGGUUGCUUGUGUUACCUGUAAAGGUAAGUGCACUCAGUAAUGAAGACAGUGACAUCGACGUGUUAGUCCUUUUGCCAGAGGAAAGCUCGUACAUCUUCAGCAUCCCCAGGGUUCGACCAGCUAUAGACUACGCACUGAAGAGCAUCAACUCCAACGAGAGUCUUAAUUCAGGGUUCAAUUUCAAGGUCCACUAUAAUAACUCCAACUGCGGCAACCAAGCGCUCUUCAGCUUUGUGGAAAGGUCCUUCCUGAAGAAACCCGACGUGGUUCUGGGUCCGGUUUGUGAAUACGCUGCAGCCCAAGUGGUGCGGAUGGCGUCCUACUGGAACAUCCCCAUACUUUCUGCAGGUGCCUUGGCAUCCGGGUUUGGCACGAAGAAAGCCGAAUACACGCACCUGACUCGAGUUUCCCCGGCGUACUCGAAGAUGGGGGAAGCGUUCGGGGCGAUGUUUAAGCAUUUCUCGUGGAAGAGGGCUGUUCUCAUCUACCAGGAGGACAAAGAACGGAACUGCUUCUUCUCCAUCGAGGGGGUCUACGCUGUGCUGGAAGCAGAGGGGUACCACACAAUUACGCUUGCCUUUGAUUUGAGGCACCCCAUGGAGAUUGAAGAAAUCAUCAAGUCGAUCCAAGAGAGCGAUGGUAUAGUCGUCAUGUGUGCUGCCAGCAACGAUAUCCGGGACAUCAUGCUUGCAGCUCAUCGGCGCAGAAUGACCAAUGGGGAUUAUAUCUUCUUUAACAUCGAGCUCUUCAACAGUACGUCUUAUGGAAAUGGCUCUUGGAAGAGAGGGGACAAGUAUGACACGGAAGCCAAGCAGGCCUACGCUGCCCUCAAGACUGUGACUCUGCUGAGGUCGGUGAAGCCGGAGUUUGAGAGAUUCUCCAUGGAAGUGAACAGGUCCCUGCAGAAGCAGGGUGUCAGUGGAGAGGAUGACAGUGUCAACAUGUUUGUAGAAGGCUUCCAUGAUGCUCUGCUGCUCUAUGCUUUGGCGCUUCAUGAAGUGCUGAAGAACGGCUACAGCAAAAAGGAUGGAGACAAGAUUGUGCAACACAUGUGGAACAGGACAUUUGAAGGCAUUGCAGGCCAGGUGUCUAUAGAUGAGAAUGGUGAUCGAGACGGGGAUUUCUCGGUGAUCGCCAUAACGGACCCUGAAGCAGGUACACACAAGGUCGUUGCGAACUUCUACGGAAAAAAUCAAAGCUUUGAAAUGCAACCGAAUGUGAAGAUUGACAUGUUCAUUCAAAGACUUCCUCACGAUGAGAACAGAGUCCAUGGAAACCGAGACACACCCCCUUAUAAAUCAUCAGGUGGGCUUGGGGAGUCAGCAGUCACUGGCAUCGUGGUAGGAGCUCUUCUAGGAACAGCCCUGCUACUGGCAUUCUACUUCUUCAGGAAGAACUACAGGAUAACCAUUGAGAGGAGAAUCCAGACAGAAGAGUGCGACAUCGGGAAGCAUCGCCAGCUGCGAGAAGACUCCAUCAGAUCCAACUUUUCAGCAGCAUAAAGAAGAGGACGAAAUGCUGUGACUCCCCAGAAGCUUUUAGAGGGAUGUGACCAAAGACUUUGCAGGCUAUUCAAGCAGACAUUUUAUUUUCAUGUUAUUUAAGAAGUAGAGUUAUUUUUUAAAAUCUCAUUUUCUUUGACUUUCAGGAAACUCAGGAAAGUUGUAAUAAUUACACAGUGCCACUCCACGGCAUCUCUCUCUGUAGAAACAAGGAUGUAUUUUUACAGUAUUCUGUAAGGGUUUUCUUAGUGGCCAGUACUGAGUUCAGGGGUAGCGAUGGCUCUGUCACUGUAUUUCACCUUCCAUGUUCCCAGCCCUCAGCACAACAGCUAAUAUGUAUAGUUUAAUUCCAGCGGGUUUUGUUGCAACGCAAUGGACUAGGCUUCCUCACCCAUUUCCUGCUUUCAUUCUCCCUGAUGACCCAAAGUUUAAAUGAGGGAAUGUAAUUCAUGGUAAACAUUUUAAGACAAAAGAAUGUAGCUUUUUGAUUAACUAUAUUAAGGAAGGAAUUGCGGAAAAAGACAACCACAGCUUUGACCUUGGCAUUGGUUUAUGCAUACAAGUGUUGUGCUGCAAGAUUAACUAAUAGUGUGUAUAUAAUUCUAUAGAAUUUAGGAGGUGCUGUAAUACCACUGAAUUUGUAGAGAUCCAAGUACAUUUGGAAUCAUUUGGAGGAAAGACAACAAAUACUGCAUUUUGGUCAAUGCACCCGAAACAAAGUUAAAAACGGUGACUAGGCUGUGGAUACAUUGGCACAUAAAUAUAUUAAAACAUCUGGACAAAGGAGGCACUUGUAGGUCUGUGUGACACUGAUUUGUUUUGCUAUUCAAGCCUGAAGCUCUUCACCAUUUUCUUUACACAUCAUUUGUAUUUAUGUUUUAAUAACAAACAUACAAUGUAUUGUUAUUUAAUUGAACACAAAGUUUCCAGGAUGUGUGCUUUGGUAUCACCUGCAUUUCUCUUACCACAUCAGUACACCACUAUGGGAAGAUUUUUAACGUUAUGCUGAAGCCUAAAUGUCAAAACUUAGUAACGCGCUGAAAUGUCUGAAAUGUUCUUGGUUUUCAGUUAAUCAGAUAUUUAUUUUUCCGUUACAUUGGUAUGAACAACCUUUGAAUUUUAAAUUGUUUUGCAGUACCCCUAAGAAACAUUUUAAUAGUGUUUUAUAUUACCCUUACCUUUUCAAAAAAUUUCCUCUAAUCUUUUUUUUUUGUUUGUUUUUGUCAUUGCCCAUUUUCCUUUAUUUAUAAGCAGCUGGUCUGAUUAUGCGGAUCUAUGAACUUAAUAUCAAACAAAUAGCAGGGACACUUUCAAACUUCAUUGAGAUGGCAUUUCUGGCCGAUGGAAAAGUAGGUGAAGAGUGAUUUUAUUGGACAUUUUUAAUGGGUUAAACACAAAGUAUAUACAUAAACAAACCAAUAAUACAAAAUAGGUCAUGUCUGUUUAAAAUGGUUGAAAAACAGUUUGAAUUGAUUUGCCUUUGUUUUUCAGGAAAUUAUGUAAGUUAGGAAAAUUCUAUUUUCUAUGGCUUUGGGGCUAUUUGGAGCUAUAGUUUUCAUGCUUCCUUGUUUACCCAUUGGCUCACAGCUCUGACCAAUAAUCUAUGGUCUCCUUUCGGUCUGGUUUGUGUUUUGGAUUUGUGCACAAUCCAACUUCCUGCAUAUUCUUAUUUUUUCACAGAUAAAUAUGAAGCGCUAUAUUUAAGAAAUUUGACAACUGAUUAGAUGAUUAGCCAUGGCAGUCCAUGUUAUUACUACUUGUCAGUGGGAUUGUGUUUUUAAAUAUAAAAU